This is a messenger RNA of Asparagus officinalis (garden asparagus), 2023 nucleotides long. Its product is annotated as L-type lectin-domain containing receptor kinase IV.2-like. Bases 14 to 1999 code for a protein of 661 amino acids. Gene Ontology annotation, biological process: protein phosphorylation. Gene Ontology annotation, cellular component: plasma membrane. Gene Ontology annotation, molecular function: ATP binding; carbohydrate binding; protein kinase activity. The transcript is spliced from 2 exons. The record is from RefSeq and is a predicted model, not a curated record. NCBI's taxonomy places the organism in Eukaryota, Viridiplantae, Streptophyta, Magnoliopsida, Asparagales, Asparagaceae.
CGCAGGACUCAGCAUGUCAUUAACACUGACAGGCCCUUUCUGCCUCCUCCUCUUCCUCCUCCUCAAAUUUACAAUCUCAGCUCCAACUUCAGAAUCCUUCAUCUUCAACGGAUUCACCGACGCCAACCUAAAACUGGACGGAGUCGCAUCGGUAACCUCCAACGGCUUACUCAAGCUCACCAACACCACAGCGCAAAUGAAAGGCCACGCUUUCCAUCCAAGCCCACUUCACUUCAAAUCACCCGCCGGCAAAACCCUCUCCUUCUCCACAACAUUCGUGUUCGCUAUUUUAUCCGAGAUAUCCGACUCCAGUGGCCACGGCAUCGCCUUCGUGGUCUCCCCGACGAUGAACUUCUCCUCUGCUCUUCAGAGCAAGUACUUAGGCCUGUUCAAUAUUAACAACAAUGGUAAUGCAAGUAAUCACGUAUUCUCCGUUGAGCUCGACACAGUAUAUAACUCUGAGUUCAAUGAUAUUAGCGAGAAUCAUGUUGGCAUCGAUAUAAACAGUUUGAUGUCUAACAAGUCUCAUGAUGCUGGUUAUUACGACGAUAAAACUGGUGUUUUCAAGAACUUGACUCUGAUGAGUGGCCAGCCUAUGCAGUUGUGGGUAGAUUUCGAGGGCGAAGAAAUGGAACUAAACGUUACAUUAUCUCCAAUCCGAAUGCCUAAGCCUAAUAAACCCCUCCUAUCGACGAAAAUCGAUCUUUCUAGCUUAAUGCUCGAUUCGAUGUAUGUUGGUUUCUCUUCAGCGACAGGCUCAAUUCACACAACUCAUUGUGUUCUCGGAUGGAGCUUCAAGAUGAACGGAGAGUCUGAAAAGCUCGAUUACGAUAAGCUUCCUCCGCUUCCUCGUAAUAAAAAUAAAGACGGCGUGAAUGUUUUAGCAAUAUGGCUGCCUAUCGCUUCUACCUCUUCUAUGUUAUUCAUCAUUAUCGCGGUCUAUCUUAUUGUUCGAAGAAGGAGAAAAUAUGCUGAAUUACUCGAAGACUGGGAGAUUCAAUAUGGACCUCAUCGGUUCUCAUAUAAAGACCUUUUUCGAGCAACGAAAGGAUUCAAAGAGAGAGAGUUACUGGGGACCGGAGGAUUCGGUAGAGUCUACAAAGGGGUGUUAUCUCCUUCAAUGAUUGAGGUUGCAGUUAAGAGAGUCUCUCAUGAAUCAAGGCAAGGUAUGAAAGAGUUCAUCGCCGAAAUUGUCAGCAUCGGCCAGCUUCGCCAUCGAAAUCUCGUACAACUGUUAGGCUACUGUCGACGGAAAGGGGAACUUCUCUUAGUAUAUGACUUCAUGCCUAAUGGUAGCCUGGACAAAUUCUUAUACGAUGAACGAAAGUCUACUCUCAAUUGGGCUCAAAGGUUCAAAAUCAUCAAAGGAGUAGCGUCCGGUCUCUUAUACCUACACGAAGAUUGGGAGAAAGUUGUAGUCCAUAGAGACAUCAAGGCGAGCAAUGUGCUAUUAGAUAGCGAAAUGAACGGGAGGCUGGGCGAUUUCGGGCUCGCAAGAUUGUACGAUCAUGGAUCCGACCCGUCAACGACUCGCGUCGUCGGAACAAUAGGCUAUCUUGCGCCUGAGAUUAAUAGGAACGGUAAAGCAACCACUCUGACCGAUGUUUAUUCGUUCGGGGUUUUCGUACUUGAAGUGGUCUGUGGUAAGAGACCGGUUCAGCCUAGCGCCGAGAAUGGGUUCAUUCUUAUAGACUAUGUGAUUGAAAACUGGAAACGAGGAGCGUUGAUUGAGACAAUGGAUUCAAGAUUAACGGAGGAGGACUACAACGUCGAUGAGGUUGAUUUGGUAUUGAAACUUGGUUUGCUGUGCUCGCAUCCAAUAGCGGGAGUGAGGCCGAGCAUGAGGCAAGUGAUGCAGAUCCUUGAUGGAGAUGUUCGACCGCCGGAGGUUACGCCGGAUUGUUUGAGCUUUGGGAGUGUGGCUUUGCCGGCUGAUUUGGGGUUUGAGGAUUAUAUGAUGUCGUUUACUUCCAUUUCUCUGUCAGGAGGAGGCCGAUGAAUCCAGCGGGCUACUAUGUUUUGU